AUGUCCCAAGUUGUAUACAUCACAGAGUCCGAGCCCAGUAUAGAACCCUUCUCCCAAACGCAACCAGAUUGGAUCCACCCCAAUUUACUCCAAAGCACCGACCCGAUCAAAGGCCGCCAAUUCCGCGUGUCAGGCCUCAUUCCCAAAGGCGCCUGUCUACUUGUGGACCGCCCCUACGCAGUUAUUCCCGUUGUGGAUGAUCCGGCAAAUCACGACCAUCUCAUUUGCAGCAAUCCUGCUUGUAAUCGCCAGGCUCCUCGCCACUCAGCUUCAGAGCCAGCUCGGAAUCGGAAUCGGACUCCAUGUCCGAAUGCCUGUAUCCCGGAUGUGACAUGGUGCACGGAAACCUGCCGAGACGCCGAUCAAGGUCGGCAUGCUUUUGAAUGCACCUGGCUGAAGAGAUAUGCCGCGCCAAUUCGUGCCAAAUGGGGCGAAUACGAUUUCGGCAUGUUGUGGGUGAUUGUUCGUCUACUUGCUAUGCGACAGGGUCAAUUGCAACAUGUUGAUAUCGAUAUUCGCACUGCCUCUUCUGCCACCGCCACUGAGAAGAAAUGGAAAUGUGGCUGGGAGGGUAUUGACUCUUUAUGCGGUUCUGCGGAGACCUGGUCCCACGAUAAAGUCCGCGCCUGGACGACUCUUGUGAAGAAAUAUCUCCAGAAUGGCCCUGUCCUGCCGCAUGGUAUGGCGUCGGACCAGGUACUUCAUCUCAUUUGUCAGGAAGAGGCCAAUUCUUUUGGUCUUUAUCCUCGGGCAACGGGCGUUGUUCCUUUGCCCUACCCUUCCGUUGACAGAGGAGAGCAGUUUGCUGCUGCAGUUUAUCCCACUGCAGCUAUUGCUAAUCAUUCGUGUUUGCCAAAUAUCACCCACAAACCCGAUGAGCAGGGCCGUAUGGUCUUUACUGCAUCCCGAGAUAUCUUUGCCGGAGAGGAAUGCUGUAUUUCAUACUUCGACCUGACGCAACAUACGGAUCUGACAUCCCGUCGGGAGCAUCUCCGCCAGUCAUUCAAGUUUAUUUGUCAGUGUGAGCGAUGUGUCUCUGAAGAGCCCGUGGAAGAACCGACGGAAUGGAGUGCUAUGCCCAUGAUGGGAUUGUGA
Penicillium antarcticum is the source of this 1095-nucleotide messenger RNA. RefSeq names its product SET domain-containing protein. NCBI's taxonomy places the organism in Eukaryota, Fungi, Ascomycota, Eurotiomycetes, Eurotiales, Aspergillaceae. Bases 1 to 1095 code for a protein of 364 amino acids. The transcript is spliced from 2 exons. The record is from RefSeq and is a predicted model, not a curated record. Gene Ontology annotation, molecular function: protein binding.